Molecule: messenger RNA, 12110 nt
Organism: Coregonus sp. 'balchen'
Lineage: Eukaryota; Metazoa; Chordata; Actinopteri; Salmoniformes; Salmonidae
Source: the annotation of a GenBank genome assembly
AUGGCAGUCUUUAAUCAGCUUGAGAAUGUGGAAGACCUCUAUGAGAUCGGAGAAGUACUUGGGAGGUAAGGAUUGUCAUUAUAAAAGGUCUUCUUGUAUGAGGCUGUUUAAGUGAGGAAGGUAUUUGAACUCUGAAUUCAGUUACUUUUCAAGGUCAAUUUUGCAUAUGCUGUCUUGCUGCAUAGGUCAAUGUGAACUAACAUUCAAUGUAAGCAAUUGGAAUAAUUCAAAAACGGACUGAAUUGUGUAUAGAAAGAAUACUUUUCAACAUCACAAAUGACAUUGCAGAACAGCUACAUAAAUAAAUCUGUGUUGUGUUCAGAAGGAAUAUAUUUUUAUUGGACAAACAACUACAUUUUUGCACUCUGUCGCCGCCCCCAGUGGCCACUUUGGGCAGGUGCGGGAGGUGCGUGAGCGGGCCACGGGGGCUCGCUGGGCUGGGAAGUUCCUGAAGAUCAGGAAGUGUGCUAGCAGCCGGCUGGGCAUAGAGCGGAAGAGCGUGGAACGGGAGGUUGAGGUCCUGCAGGCCCUAAAGCAUCCCAACAUCAUGGCCUUGAAGGAUGUGUUCGAGAGUCGGGCUGAGGUGGUGCUGGUGCUGGAGCUGUGAGUGGAGGGAGGGGAGGAGGAGGAGGGAGAAAACCAAUACUUUUUAAUCCCAGGUCUGACAUGAGAUACAUGCAGGGCAAGUCAUUGAUUCUGUUGAUGUGGUUGAAUUAUGUAGUAGAGUUAAAGGAAAACUCCACCCAAAAACUAUCUUUUGGUCCAUUGUUGAUAUAAUCCCAAAAUGUUUUGGAUGUCAGCAAUCAAGUUUUCAAGAUAUAUAACUUUCGAAAUACAGCCAGUAUGAUGCAUUUUGUUUGCAUCAUGUCAUGCUGCUUGGGCGGUAAUAUCUAAUUUACAUAAGUAUUCAUACCUCGGAGUCAAUCAUUUGUAGCAGCACCUUUCUUCAAGCUCUGUCAAAUUGGUUGUUGAUCAUUGCUAGACAACCACUUUCAUGUCUUACCAUAGAUUUUCAAGUAGAUUUAAGUCAAAACUGUAACUCGGCCACUCAGGAACAUUCACUGUCUUCUUGGUAAGCAACUCCAGUGUAGAUGUGGCCUUGUGUUUUAGGUUAUUGUCCUGCUGAAAGAUGAAUUAAUCUCUGUCUGGAGGAGAGCAGACUGAACCAGGUUUUCCUCUAGGAUUUUGCCUGUGCUUAGCUCCAUUCCGUUUCUUUUUUAUCCUGAAAAACUCCCCAGUCCUCAACGAUUACAAGCAUACCCAUAACAUGAUGCAGCCACCGCUAUGCUUGAAAUAUGGAUAGUGGUACUUACUCAGUAAUGUGUUGUAUUGGAUUUGCCCCAAACAUAACACUUUGUAUUCAGUACAAAAACGUAAUUGCUUUGGCACAUUUUUUGCAGUAUUACUUUAGUGCCUUGUUGCAAACAGGAUGUAUGUUUUGGAAUAUGUUUUAUUCUGUACAGGCUUCCUUUUUCACUCUGUCAAUUAGGUUAGUAUUGUGGAGUAACUACAAUGUUGUUGAUCCAUCCUCAGUUUUCUCCUAUCACGUCCAUUAAACCAUGUUACUGUUUGAAAGUCACUAUUGGCCUCAUGGUGAAAUCCCUGAGCAGUUUCCUUCCUCUCCGGCAACUGAGUUAGGAAGGAUGGCUGUAUCUUUGUGACCGGGUAUAUUGAUACUGUCAUGCGUCAGUGUGUAGCGGUAGGACGGAGUCAGGCGCAGGACACAGAACUUAGUUAACAACGUACUUUACUUGUCAAGAGUAAAUAACAUAUCUUCCACGCAGGGAAGAAAAUACUGACUAACAUGUCAAUGACAACAAAACAACCACGCACAACACCAUGAGGGAACCAGAGGGUAAAAUAGGGAAACAAAUUAUCGUAAUUGGAACCAGGUGUGUGCAAAUUAGACAAAACAAGUAGAACACAGAAACUGAUCGGUGGCAGCUAGUACUCCGGUGACGACGAACACCGAAGCCUGCCCGAGCAAGGAGGAGGAGCAGCCUCGGCUGAAUUCGUGACAGAUACACCAUCCAAAGUGUAAGUAAUAACUUCACCGUGCUCAAAGGGAUAUUCAAUGUCAGUUUUCUAUUUUUUUUACCCAUUUACCAAUAGGUGCCCUUCAUUGCAAGGCAUUGUAAAACCUCUCUGGUCUUUGUGGUUUAAUCUGUGCUUGAAAUUCACUGCUCGACUGAGGGACCUUACAGAUAAUUGCAUGUGUGGGGUACAGAGAUGAGGUAGUCAUUCAAAAAUCAUGUUAAACAUUAGUAUUGCACACAGUGAGUCCAUGCAACUUAUGUGACUUGUUAAGCACAUUUUUACUCCUGAACUUAUUUAGGCUUGCCAUAACAAAGAGGUUUAUGUCUUGACUCAAGACAUUUCAGAUUUUCAUUUGUAAAAAUGUCUAUAAACAAGAUUCCACUUUGACAUUAUGGGGCAUUGAGUGUAGGCCAGUGACAAAAAAAAUCUCAAUUUAAUCAAUUUAAAAUUCAGGCUAUAACACAACAAAAUGUGGAAAAAGUGAAGGGGUGUGAACACUUUCUGAAGGCACUGUAUAUGAUAUACUGCCCAAGCCUAAUGCUGCGUUUUGGAUCAUAUGAUGCAAAAUGCAUCACACUGCCUGUAUUUCAAUAUGUUGAAAGUUAUAUAUUUUUAACUUUAUUACUAACAUGCAAAACAAUUUGGGUCUAUAUCAACAAUGGACUAACGAAACAAAUACCAAAAUAGUUUUUGGGUGGAAUUUCCCUUUAAGUUCUAACACCUCUCCAUUUCUCCUCCUUCCUCUUUCAGUAUUAGUGGAGGAGAGCUGUUUGACUUCAUCGCUGUGAAGGAGAACCUGACGGAGAGCGACGCCAUCGAGUUCAUGAAGCAGAUACUACUGGGCGUGGGCUUUAUGCACAGCAAACAAAUAGGCCAUUUUGACCUAAAGGUAAAUUAUGCUAGUGUGUUUAUUUAACAUAUUAUCCAACUUCUUUUGUUCGUUACUCACUCCAUAUGACAUUUAUGAAUCCAGUGCUGCAAUAGUCUGUAGUAGUGGUUUACAUCUAACCUCCCCAAUAACACUGCUAAAGUAGGAUUACGCAUAGAAAUAGUAAUACACAGCCUGUUCAUUUAUUGAAUCCAAAAUCCUAGGAUUUUAGGUAUGAGUGCUUAAAGUGAAAAGAGCAUAUCUUUAUUCAUCUAUCCCAAAACCACACAAACAUGCUGACACUGCUACUUAUUAGUGCAAACGUCCAUGUCGCAUGCUCAUGUUUGCAUCCACAGUUGUCACUAAGGGAGUGUGGCUGUGCACUAGGGUGUUGAAGAACGUGCUGUUCGUGGUCCGGUCGUUCAGCAUGCUGUUGACCUUUAUGGUCAGAUUGUACUAAUUUUGCAUGUAAAAUGUGUACUCCCCUUCCACGAUCAGCCGGAAAACAUCAUGCUGUCAGACAAGAUGGCGCCAAACCCCGACAUUAAGAUAAUUGACUUUGGGCUUGCCCACAGCUUCCAGCCGGGGGAGGAGUACAAGUGCAUGAGUGGCACCCCGCAGUACAUUUGUGAGUAGUACAGUCCUUUCAUACAAGUUAGGCCCUGUUUAAAUACCAUGUAAAUUCAUGCAUCCUUCUACCUACAGUUGUUGUGAAGCACUUAUUGACAUGACUAGAUUCUUGAGGGCUAUGUAGUGAAACCUAUUGCUUACAUUAUAUGCAAAUUGUCACACCAGUGAUUACUUUUAGGAAGGAAACUGAAGAAAAGGACUAGGACAGACUAUACUAGGUUCAGGACUGUUUCUGCCAUCCUUUGGUGCAUCGGUCAGAAUGCGAAUCCGGAGAUUUAGCAGUAAUCCAGGUUUAGGGGUAUUUAUUAUACAGUUGAACAUGGGAACGAACAGAGGCACAUGGGGGAGGGUUUGGAACAGAGGUAGGGCUUGUAAGGCCGGUAGGAAGGAUGUGCUUUAGGAUGUGGCUUGUAAAGAAGAUAGGAUUGGAUGUGGUGGUCUGGAAGGGAGAUACAAAAGGGAAACAUUAGAAAUACAUCAACAUAAAAAGGUACAGACAUGACAAAGUAGUGCCAAGUGACUUACAGGGAAUGGGCUUAAGAUAACCACAAACUAAGGAGGCUGCCAGGACUAAACAUAAAAGGGCAUUAGCAUAGCAUGGAUAUAAAAGAUGCAACAUAAGUUCAGGCAGGUUGACUUACAUUUCUCCUACAAGUUAAGGCACUGACUCAUCACACAAAUGAUAGGGCCACCCCAUGGCAUCACCAAGCAAACUAGUCUAGUGUGUAGGAAGGAGCAUGCUGCUUAAAUAGGGAACUGAAAGUGUUGAAAAGGGCAGAGGAGGGGUGAUUUGGGAGUGGAAACAGGUGUGGUGGAAAGGGGCAUGGCCUAGGGUAAUUUGAGACCCUUGGCAUGACCCUUCACAACAGAUACAUUAUUAAAAUUAUUGGAACAGGCCCCUUGUAAUGCAGUGCCUAUGUGGCUGAGAUCCCUACUGUGGUCUGUGGAAGUGAGCACCUAUUUCCAGGUGUUUCCAUGGAGACAGUGCAAGAAGUGCAGUGUCAUGAUCUGAGUUGAUGGUGUUUUGAUAAACUACGGUGGUUGCAAUUCCAGUUGAAACAGGAAGCAAUUUGGAUGGUCUAGGAUAGUCGCCAUUUCGGUCAUAACUACAUUACCCUUCAACCCAAAUCAUUUCAGAAACCUCUUAUCAAUAUAGUAAUUAUAUUCUACAUAUAUUCCAAAUCUACAUAUUUAGUAAUAUAUCACAAACCAAAAAUGCUUGACAAAGCAAAAGUAUCCUUAAAAUCCUAUUAGAUUUUGAAACAACAGGUAGUUUGCCCAAAGAAAGAGACAUCUCAAGCUGUUUACAAAUACUAGCUGCUUCAACACAGAUUUGGUCAGCAUGAUAAGGUUGGCAUGGUUACAAACCUUGUCCAGUUUAGAAUUCAAAUGUGUUUGCCCAGCAGUAGCAGCUACACACAGUACUGUAGGUUUAAAUAAUACAAUGCGACUGGUGGAGGAAGUCCCUGGAGUUUGACUGGGAGGAACAAUCUAUGAAUGGUUUUCUGAUAAAGUGUUUAGUUUGCAUUCUUGAAAAUGUUAAAUUUUUCCUUCACAGAUAGUGUGAAGUCUGACAGGCCUUCGGGGCUUGCGUGUUUUUCAUAAAUGCAGCUACAUGCAUAGACAAGUCUCUCAGAUUGCUUUAUUGGCACAAAAUACAAUUUGUAGAUAUUGCCAAAGCAGAUAGUGGUACAGCAUUACAGGAAAUACAGUACAAUGCAAUGAGGAUAAUGAAAUACUGUUAAUUUCAGCAGUAAUAAUAAUAGUACAUACAGCUCCAAAAGUAUUGUGACAGUGACCAUUAUAUUUAUUUAUUUGUCUCUGUACUCAAGCACUUUGGAUUUGAAAUGAUGUGUUUCAGAUUAUUUUGUGCCCAAUAGAAAUGAAUGGUAAAUAAUGUAUUGUGUCAUUUUGGAGUCACUUUUACUGUAAAUAAGAAUAGAAUAUGUUUCUAAACACGUCUACAUUAAUGUGGAUGCUACCAUGAUUACGGAUAGUCCUGAAUGAAUCGUGAAUAAUGAUGAGUGAGAAAGUUAAACGCAUAAAUAUCAUACCCCCAAGACAUGCUAACCUCUCACCAUUACAAUAACAGGGGAGGUUACCAUUUUUGGACGGGCAUGAUAUUUGUGCGUCUAACUUUCUCAAUCAUCAUUAUUCACGAUUCAUUCAGGACUAUCCGUCAUCAUGGUAGCAUCCACAUUAAUGUAGACGUGUUAAGAAACAUAUUCUAUUCUUAUUUACAAUAAAAGUGACUCCAAAAUGACACUACAUUAUUUGCCAUUUAUUUCUAUUGGACACAAAAUGAUCUGAAACACAACCAAAACAAACAGAAAAUAAAAUCAACAAGUUUGUGGAGUCACAAGCUUGAUGUAAUCAUUGCAUGCUAGGAAUAUGGGACCAAAUACUAAACUUUUGACUACUUUAAUACACAAGUUAAUUUGUCCCAAUACUUUUAGUUCCUUAAAAUGGGGGGGGGGGGGGGGGGGGGGGGGGGAGACACUAUGUAUACAAAGUGCUGUAAUUUCUAAAUGGUUCAACCGAUAUGGAUGGAAAAUACCCUCAGAUCAAAGCUGACAGUCUGCGCUUUAACUUCAUAGUCAGUGUAUUGUUUCAAAUCCAAAGUGCUGGAGUACAGAGCCAAAACAACAACAAAUGUGUCACUGUCCCAAUACUUUUGGAGGUCACUGUAUAAUCAUCUCUCUCUUUCUCAGCCCCUGAAGUGAUCAACUAUGAACCUCUGAGCACAGCUGUCGACAUGUGGUGAGUGUGUGUCCCGCCACCUCUCCCAACAUACACACUCACACACACUUAUACAUAUACAGACACCUAACAGUCACACUGUGUUAUUAGGGAAAGGAGAGAGGGUGCCUACACAUGCCUGAACGCAUCCCAAGGGCUUAUUCAUCAAGAUGGAAGGGGGACAUUCUUUGUGUGUGUGUAUAUGAGGUUAUUAUUGGGUAGCAAGGGAUGUGGGAUGGGUGUGUGUUUUGAGAUUCCUUGAUCUUUGAACCUCAAAACACACACCCAUCCUACACCUCUUGCUACCCAAUAAUAACCUCUUAAAUAUACAAAGAAUGUCCCCCUUCCAUCUAGACAUUACAGUGAAAUGCUUACUUACAAGCCAUUAACCAACAAUGCAGUUUAAAAAAAUAAAAAUAAAAUAAAGUGUGAAGUAAAAAAUAAAAGCGAAUAACUAAAGAGCAGCAGUAAAAUAAAAUAACAGUAGGGAGGUGUCACGCCCUGACUCUGAGGACUUGUAUUUGUUGAGUCAGGGUGUGUAUUUUCUGUGUUGUGUUUGCUAUGUCGAUGUUCUAUGUUUAAGAUCUAGUAUGUGUAGAUCUAUGUUGGCCGGGGUGGUUCCCAAUCAGAGGCAGCUGUAGCUCGUUGUCUCUGAUUGGGGACCAUACUUAGGCAGCCUUUUGGCACCUGUUAGUUGUGGGAUCUUGUUCCGUGUAAGGUAUGUUGUUUGUAUGCUACCUUGGACGUCACGUUUCGUUUGUUGUUUUGUCGUGGUGUUUAGUCGUAAAUAAACAUGUAUGCUUAUCACGCUGCGCCGUGGUCUGUCCCGUUCGUCAACGAUCGUGACAGGAGGCUAUAUACAGGGGAGUACCGGUACAGAGUCAAUGUGCGGGGGUACCGGCUAGUCGAGGUAAUAUGUACAUGUGGGUAGAGUUAAAGUGACUAUGCAUAAAUAAUAAACCGAGUAGCGGCAGCGUAAAAGAGUGGGAUGGGGUGGCAGUGCAUAUAGUCCGGGGUAGCCAUGAUUAGCUGUUCAGGAGUCUUAUGGCUUGGGGGUAGAAGCCUUUUGGACCUAGACUUGGCGCUCCGGUACCACGCUGUAGCAGAGAGAACAGUCUAUGACUAGGGUGGCUGGAGUCUUUGACCAUUUUUAUGGCCUUCCUCUGACACCACCUGGUAUAGAGGUCCUGGAUACCAGGAAGCUUGGCCCCAGUGAUGUACUGGGCCGUACGCACUACCCUCUGUAGUGCCUUGCGGUCGGAGGCCGAGCAGUUGCAUUUUUACAUUUUAGUCGUUUAGCAGACGCUCUUAUCCAGAGCGACUUACAGUUAGUGAGUGCAUACAUUUUCAUACUGGCCCCCCGUGGGAAACAAACCCACAACCCUGGCGUUGCAAACGCCAUGCUCUACCAACUGAGCUACAUCCCUGCCAGCCAUUCCCUCCCCUACCCUGGACGACGCUGGGCCAAUUGUGCACCGCCCCAUGGGUCUCCUGGUCGCGGCCAGCUACAACAGAGCCUGGAUUCGAACCAGGAUCUCUAGGUGCACAGCUAGCACUGCGAUGCAGUGCCUUAGACCACUGCGCCACUCGGGAGACAUAGUUGCCAUACCAGGCGGUGAUGCAACCAGUCAGGAUGCUCUCGAUGGUGCAGCUGUAGAACUUUUUGAGGACCCAUGCCAAAUAUUUUCAGUCUCCUGAGGGGGAAUAGGCUUUGUCGUUAUCUUCACAACUGUCUUUGUGUGUUUGGACCAUUAUAGUUUGUUGGUGAUGUGGACACCAAGGAACUUGAAGCUCUCAACCUGUUCCACUACAGCCCUGUCGAUGAGAAUGGGGGCGUGCUCAGUCCUCUCUUUUUUUUUUUUCCUGUAGUCCACAAUCAUCUCCUUUGUCUUGAUCACGUUGAGGGAGAGGUUGUUAUCCUGGCACCACAUGGCCAGGUCUCUGACCUCCUCCCUAUAGGCUGUCUCAUCGUUGUCGGUGAUCAGGCCUACCACUGUUGUCGUCGGCAAACUUAAUGAUGGUGUUGGAGUCGUGCCUGGCCAUGCAGUCAUGGGUGAACAGGGAGUACAGGAGGGGACUGAGCACGCACCCCUGAGGGGCCCCCGUGUUGAGGAUCAGCGUGGCAAUGUGUUGUUACCUACCCUUACAGUGUUACUGUUUCUGGUUGAAUGCAUUAUCUACACACUAUGAGUUCAGCCACUGUAUAACAAUCUGAUUCUCUAGUGGGUUUCGGCUAGAUACUGUGUUUGUUUUUACACAGAAAUUAACUGUUUUGAGUCUAAAGGGUUGGACUUGAUUGUUGUACAGUGGAAUAUGAGUGUACCCAGACGCGCUCCAGCCCAGCAUUAAUAAAUGGUGCUAAAAAAUGAGGACUUCGGGGAAAAAAUAAUUUUACCCCAGGACAUUUCACAUUGUGACUAUCCCCGAAAAAGUAAAGUAGCAUUCAGAUGUCUGCGUUGAUCUUUGAGUUUAAUUUUAGGGACAAACAGACAGGCUUAUGUUUUCAAUGUGUCAUGCUCCUCCCCCAGAGCCUUAGGCAGGAAACUGUCAGAGGCAGCUGAUUAUAGUACAUUUGGAAAUACGAAAGCAAGCAUUAAAUAACUACUCACCACAACCGCUCUGUCUACAUCCUUUGGAAUAAAGUUAAGAUAUUGAGAUAAGAACUGAGUCUCUAGGCCUCUGUGAACAAAAUAACCACAUGACUGUUAGUUCUUUGUUUGUGUUUGCCUACCCAUAUAGGAGCAUCGGAGUGAUCACCUACAUACUGUAAGUUGAGGGAGAAAAGGGGGGUGCUACUGUACGUUUGGAUUUACACAUAUGCCCAAUUCCAAAUCAACCCUUAGCCUACCAUAACCCUGUACAAAUGUGCCAAUAUUGCUAUCUUCCUCUGUUGACUUGGAAUUGGGCUAUAGUAACAGCAACCUUCUCUAUUUUUCCAGACUGAGUGGUAUGUCCCCGUUCCAAGGGGACACAGACGAGGAGACACUGAGGAACAUCAUAGCCCUGAACUACAAGUUUGACGACCACCACUUCAGCAUGACCAGUGCCAUGGCCAAAGACUUCAUCCAGAAGCUCUUUGUGAAAGAUCUGAAGUAAAUAAUGCAUUGGUCAUGGGUAAUUUGGCCUAUUACGAUGUCCUUUUACGACAUCAAGACAAGUAUGGAACGGUGACUGGAAUAGUGAAUGGAUCACUUAUUUUGUAACUUUGCACCUAUCGUAAAUGGAUUGAAACUUUUUCAGCCAUAUUUGGUUUUAAGCCUCUAUUGAUAGAAUAGGAACUCUGUAUUGUAUGAAUAUAUCACCCUUUGUCUGGCUGUCUGUGUUUGUCUGUCUGUCUCUGUGUAGUGAGAUAAUGACAGUUGAGAAUGACGGCUUUCUUUUUCAGCUGCUUUUGAUAGAAUAGAACUUGCAUGUAUCGAAUUAAUAGAUUACCCAUUGUCUGACCGUCUGUGGCUGCCACUCUCUCCCUGCCUGCCUGUCUGCCUGUCUCUGUUCGUCUGUCUAUGCCGAUCUUAUUGUCUCUCUGUCGGUCUGUCUCUGUGUAGUGAGAGAAUGACCGCUGAGGAGUGUCUACACCACCCCUGGAUCAAGGUGAGAGUCAGCAGCACAAGGCUUUGCUCCUUACAAACAGUUUAAUAUAUGUACUUGUUUUUAAUCUCCUUCACUUAUUAUCUCUCCCUCUUUUUUAGCCUCUGACACGGAAACAGGUGGCCAACAGGAAUCGUUCCUCCAUCAACAUGAAGAACUUUAAGAAGUUCAAUGCCAAGAGGAAAUGGAAGGUGAGUAGGAUAUAUGUCCUAUUUUUGUCCUAUAGUUUUAUGCCAUAUCACAUAUUAUUAUGACACUGAAUAAAGCUCAAAUCUUGGAAAUGUGCAUGUGUUUUAUUACGGAUAAUGAAAUCAAACUGAGGUCAUUGCUACACAGUCAAUGCUUGUCUUCUGGAACUAAACGAACAAAUAGGGCAUGAACGUGAGGCGGCAAUGUUUUGUCCGAAAGGCCCUUUUCAAGUCUACUCUUGUUUGUCUAUUAGAACAUAAAGCACACUGACAUUAUAGUCUGAGACAACAGAGUACAUGUUCACUAAAUGUAGUUUACAUAAGACAAACACAAAACCGGUUUUGAACUUACAGCUACAUUGAGAAGCAGGGCCUAUACAUCGUAGUGUCAGUUAAGCCGGGCGGUGCUCAAAUAAAACAACAACAACAUAUUGACACAGCAAGUGGGUCAGAGAAACAGACUGAGCAGUGCGCCGAGCCUCAUACAUAGAUCUGUAUGUUCAUGUGCAAAGUUUAAAUGAAUUAAAGAACGCACAUUUUAGCAAGGUGCUGAAUUUCCUUGCUAAGACAGAAUAAUAUGGUGUCCAGAAUAAUUAAAUUGUACCCAAUCUUAAACAUGUUCACGUAUAGCCUCAAUUAUAAGGCGCAGGCUGAUAGCAGUAAUAGGAAGCUAUGUAGAGGUUGUAGUGAAGACGCUCUACUGAAGUUGACGUGUAACUUGACGUGUAAAUGACCUUUUAGCACACUACUGUCAAAUACAGUAUGAAGAUAGGCAGACACAGCUUCUCAAAUAGAAGUCCCCAAUCACACUUGUAGGUGAUGUCAUGACAACAUUGGCUAGCUAAGAUCACGUGCAGAGACACAUAAUCGGGUGUAACUGUCAUCUCGCACUGAACUGCCAGGCUGUCAAAUUAAAGGCAAUCCUUAUCUAUAUAUAUAUAUAAGCUGUUUUUGACGAAAAUGAAAACGUGUCAGUUUGUCACUUUCACGAGGUUGGAGUAAUAACAUGUUCAACCACUUAAGAUAUUUUCUCGAAUCUAGGUUGUGCUUUUAUAUACCACUUCUCUCCUUCUCGCGAUGUUGUGUCUCUCGGUUUAGAAACUCUGUGCUACUGUGGUAGUUAGUAUUGCAGCUUAAAAUAUAAUAUUUUCAAUCAAUUUCUCUCGCUUUCUCUUUUAUUUUGCUCUCUUCUAUAUUUACUCUUACUUACUCUUCUGUUCUCCUGAUCUGUCUUUUUCUGUCUAACAUCUCUUAUGGUCCCCUGUCCCCUCUCUCCAUCCUCCCCUUUCAUAUCUCCUUUCCUCUGAUCCUCUCUCUCUAGAUGUCAUAUAACAUGGUAUGGGUGUGUACCCGGCUGCGUCGACUGAAGCUGCAAUGUAAGACUAGUGCACUGGCGGGCGAGGAACUGGUGAGUAAGGCUGCCAUGACAGUCCAACUAAGAGUUACACUUGAACGAAACCCAGUACAUUGGUUAUUAAGUGUGGCCCUCAUUUCCAACCUCUAUUGUUAAAAAAUGCUAUUAAUUGCAAAAAUGCUUUAUUUCCAGGCUUUGAAAAUUAACAGGUAAUAUAGCCUACUGUAUCAUUAACUCAAAUGGCUUAUCAACCAAGCUUUGCUUAUCUCUUGUUUUGAUGUGUUUGAUGAUAUCCUCACCAGUUGAAAAGCAAGCCAAAUAUUGGAGUGGAAUGAGUGAGGAGUUAGGAAAAUCGCAUAAAUAACGACUAAAAAGGGAGGGUGAGGGUAGAAAACAAUGCAAAGAACUUGACUGUAUUCAAAUACCCUUUGCACACUACUGAGCCAAAUUGAGCUAAGCAAAGUUGUACUGGAAUGGCCUGCCUGGUUACGCAUUCACCCUAGUUGCUUGAACUUUUCUGAAAAUAACAAUGUGAAACUAAAAUAACCGAGCCAGCACACUAUGAUUUGUGUCUGCCCUAUAGUGUGAAUCCGGUAAAAGAUAACUAACCUGCUGUAUCUCUCCUUGUCAUCAGAGACAGUGUGAGAGUGACCAGGAGGACACAGAGACCAAGCCAGCCUCUCUCAUUCGCCGGCGACUCAGCAAC